Molecule: messenger RNA, 1892 nt
Organism: Desarmillaria tabescens
Lineage: Eukaryota; Fungi; Basidiomycota; Agaricomycetes; Agaricales; Physalacriaceae
Product: glycoside hydrolase family 47 protein
Exons: 17
Coding region: 11-1708 (565 amino acids)
Biological process (GO): carbohydrate metabolic process; mannose trimming involved in glycoprotein ERAD pathway
Cellular component (GO): endoplasmic reticulum; membrane
Molecular function (GO): mannosyl-oligosaccharide 1,2-alpha-mannosidase activity; calcium ion binding
Source: RefSeq, a predicted model, not a curated record
ACUCACGACCAUGAUGCCACGAAGGCAAACAGAAUCAUCCCAGGAGAGCAUUUUUGCUUCCAUUGGAGCAUUAAUUCGGAAUCGGCUGCGAACAAAAGCCUUAAUAUACGCUGUCUUUUCCGUGUUGUUCAUCAUCUCAUAUCUCUAUCUGAUUCCUCUCACUGUUAGUGAUGUACCUAGCGAGACCGUCACCACCAACUAUCUGAAUGCCGAUGUCUCGAGAAGGGACGCUGUCCGUGCCGCAUUCAAGCAUGCCUGGAACUCUUACGAGAAAGACGCCAUGGGGGCUGACGAAUACCAUCCCAUCAGCCACCGUGGAUCCAACUUUUCAGAAAAUGGAGGGAUAGGAUACACCGUGGUAGAUGCACUCGAUACCAUGCUGAUUAUGGACCUUCACGAUGAGCACGCUCGUGCGCGUCAGUGGAUCCAGGACAAACACUCCUUCGAAAGAGAGAGUAACUUCAACACUUUCGAGACAACCAUUCGUGUUCUGGGAGGACUGUUGUCAGCCUACCAACUCGCCGGCGACGCUCUUUAUUUAGAGAAAGCAGUGGACCUAGCAGACCGCCUUCUUCCUGCAUUCGAUACUCCUACAGGUCUUCCACUGCCUAUGGUUAACCUAGCAAAACGCACUGGUGUCCAGGAUCAGUGGGCACCCGACCAAAUCAGUACAGCAGAAGCUGUAACGCUCCAACUGGAGUUCAAAUACCUUGCUCAAUUGACGAAGAAAAACGUGUAUUGGUCGAAGGUGGAGAACGUUAUGUCUGUUAUCUACAAGUCCUUGCUUCCGCACAGUCUGGUCCCCAUUUUCAUGAGUGCUAGUAAAGGAAAUUUUACUCAAUCUGAUAUCCGUCUUGGAUCCCGGGGCGACUCUUAUUACGAGUAUUUGAUUAAGCAAUACUUACAAACGGAUCGGACGGAGCCUAUAUACAAAAAGAUGUAUGCAGACUCGAUGAAAGGCCUGCAUGACAACUUGGUGCAGAAGACAUCCCGUCGAGGGCUAACGUAUAUCGCUGAACUCAUCCCUCAUCGGUCAAGGGACGGUAGCACAACAUGGGACCUUUCCGCCAAACAGGACCAUCUCGUCUGCUUCCUUGCAGGAUCGCUGAUGCUGGGCGCCACUACCUCAGGAGCAGCCAAGCGCACUGUAUCUAUCCCUCCCCGCCUAAAGGAGCUGACGCCUCAAGGGCAGAGAGAUUGGCAGACCGGCGUGGAUCUUCUGGAGACCUGCAUGGAUACCCAUCGAACGUCGACUGGCCUCUCCCCCGAGAUCGUGAUGUUCCGAACAAACGAGGAGAAGGGAGAAUGGGACCGAGACUGGUAUAUCAAAAAUUCUAGAAAAGGCGGACCAUCAUCCUACGAUGCCCGCUAUAUGCUCCGUCCGGAGACAGUUGAAUCGUUGUUCAUUGCCUGGCGACUGACCGACGACGUUAAAUACCGCCAGUAUGCUUGGAAUAUCUUCUCGGCUAUUGAAAAGCAUUGUCGUCUAGAGGACGGAGGGUAUGCUACGGUCUUGGACGUGGACACAGUUCCUGUUUCGCGGGAAGAUAAGCAAGAGACCUUCUUCCUGAGCGAAACUCUGAAAUAUUUGUACAUGACAUUUUCCGAUUCAAGUGUCAUACCACUGGACAAAUACGUGUUCAACACAGAGGGACAUCCAUUACCGAUUUUCAAGCCUACCGACAUGAAAGCUGCUUUUGUACUAUGAGAGUGCGUUAGAUGAGGCUAUUUAUCUGUUACGAUUCCGUCGAAUUCGUUCUCUCCGUCGCUGUAUAGUAUACUGGUACAUUGGAUCGGCCUUGGUUUGAAGCAAUUGAUUUUGGCCACCCAGACUAAUACAUUCAUCAUCCACCUAUCUAUCUAAAAACUCGUUCUAUGUGGUAUUUUUUGGC